UGUUGGGUUAAUAGAGAGCGGUCCCCAUGUGGAAAAGAAGCAGGCAUAUAUUGUCAUCAGGCAUGCCAAGUUUGGGCCAUUAAAGAAGGGUUCACAAAAGAAGACAGCUGCCUCUAAGGUUGGCCUUACACUUUCAGCUAUUGAUGACGAUCAAGAAUGUGGAGUGGAGGAUACUGAAGCUGUUGGGGAUGAAGAUGGCAGCAUUACAGAAGAUUUGACUGAUGAAGACGUGGAAGAUACGUUUGACAGGAGGGCUUUCGAUGAGGGUAGAACCGUCAUUAACCAGCCAGUGGAGAGAGAAAAUAAUAGGUACAGACGAGAAUCACCACCACCACCCCUACCAGUGACUGCAUCUUCAUCACCUGCGGCGGAGAGAGAAAAUAGGUACAAACGAGAAUCACCACCACCACCAGUGACUGCAUCUUUAUCGCCUGCAGCGGAGAGAGAAAAUAGGUACAGACGAGAACCGCCACCACCACCAGUGACUGCAUCUUCAUCACCUGCAGUAGAAAAUAGGUACAGACGAGAACCUCCACCUCCACCGCCACCACCAGUGACUGCAUCUUCAUCACCUGCAGUAGAAAAUAGGUACCAAAGGGAGACCACGCCACCACCAGUGACUGCAUCUUCAUCACCUGCAGUCGAAAAUAGGUACAGAAGGGAGACCACUCUGCCGCCGCCGCCACCGUCAUGGCGGGCAGCACCUUCUGUUGCGGGAGAAAAUAGGACUAAUUAUAACAGAAGAGAACCACCACCACUGCCACCCCCACCCCCACAAUUUAAAAUGAAUCCUUCCCUGCAUCCACCUCCAAGAAGCUCAUCAGAUUCCAAUUUCUUGAAUACUAAUAAUAGGUCUUCUCCAUCAGGUGGUACUCAUAGUAGAUCUCCCCCCUCAGAUUAUAGUACCUUCAAUAUCCCAAAAGCUGAAAAUGCUCCUGCAGAAGGGAAUGUAGCAGGAGUUUAUAAUAGAUACAAGAAAGAAAAUAGGGGUAGUUCUGCAAGAUAUUCAACGGACCCUUAAAAGGCAGGGAAAGUGAUUACACUUAUUUGUUAACUGUGGAAACUCAACAAUGGAUUGCUGAGGUCUCUUCCAUUUGAGAAGAUCAGAAAAUGCGGUUUAGAAAUUUGUUAAUAAUUGAUUCUCUUCUCAUGUCCUAAAAUAAUUGUGCCGCUUAUACUACAUUGAUUUACGCAUUGAUUUGUAUUGAUGUACUUGCUGCUUCAUUUUAUUUGCGUUUCACAAUUUUAUCUUUUCUUGAAGUCUCGCUUCUGCAUAAUGAGAUGCUGGAAUGCUGGAUAUCUGCUUUGUCACAGUUAAAAAAU
Molecule: messenger RNA, 1323 nt
Organism: Cuscuta epithymum
Lineage: Eukaryota; Viridiplantae; Streptophyta; Magnoliopsida; Solanales; Convolvulaceae
Source: the annotation of a GenBank genome assembly